Molecule: messenger RNA, 270 nt
Organism: Ipomoea nil (Japanese morning glory)
Lineage: Eukaryota; Viridiplantae; Streptophyta; Magnoliopsida; Solanales; Convolvulaceae
Product: 26S proteasome non-ATPase regulatory subunit 2 homolog A-like
Exons: 2
Coding region: 9-257 (82 amino acids)
Biological process (GO): proteasome-mediated ubiquitin-dependent protein catabolic process
Cellular component (GO): nucleus; proteasome storage granule; proteasome regulatory particle, base subcomplex
Source: RefSeq, a predicted model, not a curated record
UUUAGGGUAUGAUCCUACAAUGGGAUGUCGAUAAUGGACUUGCACAAAUUGACAAGUACUUCCACAGUACUGACAAUAAUGUAAUUGCGGUCGCUCUAUUGGCAGUUGGGGUAGUAAAAUGUUCUGUCAAGAAUGAGUGUGAUCCUGCAUUAGCACUCCUCAUAGAGUAUAUAGACAGAGAUGAUGCUUCGAUUAGAAUUGGUGUAAUAAUGGGUCUUCGACUUGCAUAUGCAGGUUCUCAGAAUGAGGAGGUGUGAUUCUGUGCAUGUA